ACUCCCCGGCGGGAGGCCCGAACCCUCAAACACCGGGAAGCGGAGGUGGGGGCCGGCCGGGGGCACAGUCCACCGGCUCCCACCUCCGCGUGCAGGGAUUCCGGGUCCCGGCGGGCGCUGGCCGAGCCGUUUCCACAGCGACAGGCCGGGCGCGCGUCCCCGCGCGUGCGCAGCUCCUCGCCCGCCCCCGGGUGGGCGGAGCGAGGAACGGCUGGGCGGGGACGACCGCCCCACGCCGCGCGGGAACCGUUGGGGGCCGGGGCUGCCGGCAGCUGGGAACCGCGGGCGCUAGGCGCGCGCACCCAGCCCUCGGUCCCGGCCGGUAAAUCUGGGGCAGCGCGCGGUAGGAGCUGCGGGCGGCCAGGCCCCUUCCUGCGUCCGCAUCUGGCCCCGCGCGCCCCUCUCGGGCGUCCGGCCUCCGGCGUCCUGGCGCCUCGGGUGGCGGCGGUUCGGGCGGUCGCCUUGCUGCUCCUCGGGGCGGCGACCGCGCUCACGCACGGGCCCGCCGCGGCCUUCACUGCCGCGCGCUCUGACGCCGGCAUAAGGGCCACGUGUUCUGAAAUUAUUUUGAGGCAAGAAGUUUUGAAAGAUGGUUUCCACAGAGACCUUUUAAUCAAAGUGAAGUUUGGGGAAAGCAUUGAGGACUUGCAGACCUGCCGACUCUUAAUUAAACAGGACGUUCCUGCGGGACUUUAUGUGGAUCCAUAUGAGUUGGCUUCAUUACGAGAGAGAAACAUAACAGAGGCAGUGAUGGUUUCAGAAAAUUUUGAUAUAGAGGCCCCUAACUAUUUGUCCAAGGAGUCUGAAGUUCUCAUUUAUGCCAGACGAGAUUCACAGUGCAUUGACUGUUUUCAAGCCUUUUUGCCUGUGCACUGCCGCUAUCAUCGGCCGCACAGUAAAGAUGGAGAAGCCUCGAUUGUGGUCAAUAACCCAGAUUUGUUGAUGUUUUGUGACCAAGAGUUCCCGAUUUUGAAAUGCUGGGCUCACUCAGAAGUGGCAGCCCCUUGUGCUUUGGAGAAUGAGGAUAUCUGCCAAUGGAACAAGAUGAAGUAUAAAUCAGUAUAUAAGAAUGUGAUUCUACAGGUUCCAGUGGGACUGACUGUACAUACCUCUUUAGUAUGUUCUGUGACUCUGCUCAUUACAAUCCUGUGCUCUACAUUGAUCCUUGCAGCAGUUUUCAAAUAUGGCCAUUUUUCCCUAUAGGUUUUAUGUAGUUAAAUGCUUCCUAGAAACCUAAAUAAGAUCUAUUAAUUUCUGACGAGAGGUGUUCUUCUAGAAUUAAUUACUUUUAUCUUUUGUCUUCAUUUGUGGCCAAAAUUAUGUUUACUAGAGGAAAUUUGGGAUCAUUCUCAGCUAAUUCCAAAAUUUAGUGCUCUAUUGCAUGGAUCCUUGGUAAUCCUCAAGCAUCAAAUGCCAUAAGAGGAAACUUAAUUCUGCUAAAUUAAUGUUUAUUUUGUGAGAAGUGACUUUAUCUUCAUUUGGGAUAGAAAAAUUAUUUCUUUAUGUAGUAGAGACAAAUUAUUCUAAUUUUGCGAAUACUUUCAAUUUAAGCUACAAAUUGAGAAAACCGUUAUAAAUAUGAAUAAAAUAGGCCAGGCGCAGUGGCUCACACCUGUAUUCCCAGCACUUUGGGAGGCCGAGGUGGGUGGAUCACCAGAGGUCAAGAGUUUGAGACCAGCUUGGUGAAACCCUGUCUCUACUAAAAAUACAAAAAUUAGCUGGGGGUGGUGGGGGGCAUCUGUAGUCCCAGCUAAUUGGAAGGGUGAGGUUGGAGGAUCGCUUGAACCUGGAAGGCGGAGGUUCCAGAGAGCCAAGAUCGCACCACUGCACUCCAGCCUGGGUGACACAACGAGACCCUGUCUCCAAAGGAAAAAAAAAAAGAAUAAUAAAAUAAUUUGGAUGAAAAUCAUGUUUAUUUAAAUAGUAAUGUCAUGAGACUAUUAAAGAUGUGCCAGAGCUUCAAUGAAAAUCAUUAAAGUAGGACAGCUAAGAAAUUAAUAUUAGUAUCAAAAUUAUUGACAAUCUUAAUCUUAAAUUAUUGAUUAUUCCUUAACGCACUCCAUUCUCCUUUUACAUUUUAUCAUGUUUCUUUUGAAUAUAUGAAUUGGCAAAGGACUUGAUGAAACUGAGUACUAAGAUUUGGUACAGAGUAUGUCAGGAAGACAACUCAGAUUGCCAUUUUAAAUAAAGUUGUACAUGAACAAUAA
Messenger RNA from Pongo pygmaeus (Bornean orangutan), 2207 nucleotides. It is a transcript of the gene PIGX, whose product is annotated as phosphatidylinositol glycan anchor biosynthesis class X. NCBI's taxonomy places the organism in Eukaryota, Metazoa, Chordata, Mammalia, Primates, Hominidae. Gene Ontology annotation, cellular component: endoplasmic reticulum membrane. The record is from RefSeq and is a predicted model, not a curated record. The transcript has 6 exons. The annotation marks the transcript as partial. Gene Ontology annotation, biological process: GPI anchor biosynthetic process.